AUGGCCAGUGAUUCCAAAAGAGGCGCAAGCGUUGUUAACGUGAAAAUGCAGGGCAUGCGUGGCUGUGAGCUGGACUUUGAAUCGAUGAAUGUCCAUGCAGCAGACUCGCCGUGCACAGAUGGUGGCACACCUCUGCUGCGUCUGCCGUCAGACAUGUGGAUGCUGCGACACAGAGGUAUGGGCUCUCAUGCGCAUGCAUUCGCUAGAGACGACAGUUUGUUCGCGAAAGAGUUUGGGAAUGCCUAUCAGCGCAUGCUCCAUUUGAGCUACGAGAGAUGCGGGGCAAGCGGCAAGGGUUGUCAUGACAACGAAGUAUGUGUACCGGAAAUCAGCAAUGGUAUACUGGUGUCUGCGGAGUGCGAGAAGAUCACAGCACCCGUCGACAGAUGCGACCGAAUGUGUGCCACCGCAUGGCUGGGCGACUCGGAAUGUGACCAGGAAUGCAACAACCAGAGCUGUAAUUGGGACAACGGAGACUGUCAGACUGAGCUUGGAGUGGGUUCUCGUGCCGUGUGUGGUCGGCGAUGUGCACGUGAGUGGCUGUCGGACGGAGAGUGUGAUGUGGAGUGCAACAGUGUUCAGUGUGGGUUUGAUGGUGGUGAUCGUCGACAGGACAGCCCCAGGCCGAAACAAAACCGACAGCACAGACCAACGAGCGGCCCUAAUUAUUAA
This is a messenger RNA of Sphaeroforma arctica JP610, 672 nucleotides long. RefSeq lists its product as hypothetical. The transcript has a single exon. The record is from RefSeq and is a predicted model, not a curated record. Lineage: Eukaryota; Ichthyosporea; Ichthyophonida. Bases 1 to 672 code for a protein of 223 amino acids. Gene Ontology annotation, biological process: response to oxidative stress. Gene Ontology annotation, molecular function: heme binding; peroxidase activity.